Messenger RNA from Penicillium atrosanguineum, 1623 nucleotides. RefSeq lists its product as uncharacterized. The record is from RefSeq and is a predicted model, not a curated record. NCBI's taxonomy places the organism in Eukaryota, Fungi, Ascomycota, Eurotiomycetes, Eurotiales, Aspergillaceae. The transcript is spliced from 5 exons. The annotation marks the transcript as partial.
GCUCUGAUAGAUCAAAAACUCAAUGAUCGUGCCUCACGGAUUUUUCCAGCAUGGAGACUUCCCCACGAUCUGACCGAACAUGUUCGUCCAGACGCUUCUGUUAGUGCCUUUGAGCUGUUGCGGAAAACUACCAUUCUUAGUUCGAUAGAAAUUGAAAUCACGGAGACAUACAGCGCAGAAAAUCUCAUAAGAAUGCUUGCAACCCGUGAAAUCACUUCAAUGGAAGUGACUACCGCAUUCUGCAAACGCACCGCAAUUGCACAGCAGCUGACCAACUGCCUGACGGAGAUCUUCUUUGAACAGGCACUGCAAAGAGCCAAGGAGCUCGACGAGUACAUUGUGAAGAAGGGACGUCCAAUGGGUCCGUUCCAUGGCCUUCCUAUAAGCCUAAAGGACUCCUUCAUGGUUGAAGGCCAAGCAGCCACACUUGGCUUUAUUUCUUUCCUGAAGAAGCCAAAUGCCACGAAGAACUCUUUCUUGGUUGACAUUUUACUCGAGGGAGGCGCAGUAUUGUACGCCAAGACAAACGUGCCUCAGACUCUUUUCACAUGCGAGUCAUAUAAUCGGCUCUUUGGUACCACCAUGAAUCCACAUAACCUGAGCCUGACUGCCGGGGGAAGCAGCUCCGGCGAAGGAGCAUUAAUAGGUAUCAGAGGAUCCAUCCUAGGUGUCGGUGCUGAUAUGGGUGGCUCGAUACGAGUUCCGUCGCUGUGCAAUGGGACCUAUGGAUUCAAGCCCACCGCGAACCGUGUGCCGUUCGGAGGCCAGCAAGAUUUUAUUCGAAAAGGAUGGCCGGGGGUUCUCCCUGCUGCUGGGCCACUUGCUCAUUAUGCAUCAGAUCUAACGUUCUUUGUUCGAUCGGUUCUUCUUGCCAAGCCGUGGCUGAAGGAUUCGACGGCUUUAGCUGUGCCAUGGCGAGAGGUCCCUAAGAAGGCACGGCUCACUAUUGGGGUUUUUCUAAACGAUCCAAUGUUCCCGGUAUUCCCACCAAUCUCCCGUGCAUUGCAAUCUGCGGCAGAUAAGCUGAAGAAAGCCGGGCAUGAAGUUAUACCUGUGAACGCUCCACCGAUACUCACAGGAGUAACCGGAGCCGUACGGUCGUUUAUAUUGGAUACCGAGGACACAGUCUCAAAAUAUCUGGCAGAGGCAGGAGAGGAGCCGGUCGAAUGUGUCCGCCAAAUGAAUCUAGCAGCCUUGCUUGGGCAAAGUGGAGUCUCGCUGGACGAUAUGUGGCGAUUCGUUGCUGAGAGGGAAGACUACAGGGAAGACUGGGGCAAGAUUUGGCGAGAAAAUCAAAUUGACGUCCUCCUUUGCCCAGGUUCGCGGGGAACAGCCGUCCCUCAUGACAAAUAUGGGAUUCCUGUAUACACAUUGCUGUGGAAUUUUCUCGAUUUUCCUGCGAGCGUUAUUCCUUACGAACGCGCCAACAAAGCCCUGGAUACAGAGGUGAUUGAUGGAUGUAAGUUACCAUACUAUGAUCCCACCCUGACCCUGACUGAUUGCAUUCUAGUCAACAUUGACGAGGUGGACGGGGCACCUUGCCAUGUACAAAUUGUUGGCUGGCAAUUCCAGGACGAGGAAGUUCUUUCUGCCACCGAAACUAUUGCUGAUGUUCUCAACUGA